Molecule: messenger RNA, 811 nt
Organism: Pteropus alecto (black flying fox)
Lineage: Eukaryota; Metazoa; Chordata; Mammalia; Chiroptera; Pteropodidae
Gene: C2CD4A
Product: C2 calcium dependent domain containing 4A
Exons: 3
Coding region: 1-732 (243 amino acids)
Source: RefSeq, a predicted model, not a curated record
AUGAAGGCUGACCAGCUCCAGCAGAGGUCGUAUAAAUUCGCCACCUGCCGCCUGAUGUGGUGCCUGGAGACGCUCUACUUGGGUCCUAAGCGCCUCCUGCGGGGCGUGAAAAGGCGUCUCCAGCGUCGCACUCGCCGAAUCACUGCCACCACACCCGUCGCGUGCGCAAACGUGCUCACCCCAGACCGCAUUCCUGAGUUCUGUAUCCCCCCGCGGCUCGCUCCCUACCCGGCCCUGGCUACGCUCAGGGACUUCUGGGGCAACGAAGCAGGGACAGACGACAGCGCCCGGCGUACGGACUCCGACCCACGCUCGCAGGCAGCGCUCUCGCUGCCGCACCUGCCCCGAGCGCUCACCGGCACCGUGACUCUGGGCCGCGCCGGCGGCGCCCUGCGCCUGGCCGUCGAGUACAGUCGGGCCAGCGGGCGCCUCCGCAUCCGGCUGCUGCGCCCCGAGGGCCAGGCCGGAGGAGACGCCGAGCCCCGCGCCGUCGGCUGCCGAGUCAGCUUCGUCCUGCAGCCGCCGGGCAAGACGCGCCAGCAGCGCAGCGCUGUGGUUCGGCGGAGCCGCAAGGCCGUGUUCGACCAGGACUUCUGGUUCGACGGGCUCUCGGAAGACGAGGUGCGCCGCCUGGCCGUGCGCGUCAAGGCGGAGAACAAGGGCCGCGGCCUGGAGCGGGGCCGCCUGCUGGGCCAGGGCGAGCUGCUGCUGGGCUCCCUCCUGCUGCUCUGAGGGCGCACAGCCCUGCCCCCGCGGCGCUUUCUGCCCGCUGUAGAUUCUCAGACAUUGACAGGCGCUUUGUACAAAGUAA